Anarrhichthys ocellatus (wolf-eel) is the source of this 3286-nucleotide messenger RNA. RefSeq names its product mediator complex subunit 16 (gene med16). The coding region runs from base 449 to 3184 and encodes 911 amino acids. Gene Ontology annotation, biological process: positive regulation of DNA-templated transcription. Gene Ontology annotation, molecular function: protein binding. The record is from RefSeq and is a predicted model, not a curated record. The transcript has 14 exons. Lineage: Eukaryota; Metazoa; Chordata; Actinopteri; Perciformes; Anarhichadidae. Gene Ontology annotation, cellular component: mediator complex.
AAAAUAUGAUUUUAUAAAAAUGUGUUUGUUGUCCAAUCAGCUCUUUGAUCUGGCGUUUCCCAUCAUGCAUUGGGUCACCUGGCUCUAAAAACUCUUGUGAGGUCAUCGUUACCACGAGUUCAUGACUUCAGAGCAAGUCGGACACAAAUCUACCCAGAAUGCAUUGUGUGGCUCAUCUCCAACGAUCUUAUUAUUAUGAAAGUUUAACUCUCAGGAAGGUUUUAAAAUGUGGCCAAAUUUAUGUAUUUUAUUUUAAUGAACUUGAAUGAAACCUGAACUCUUCAUUGUUAAUAUACAGAUAACGGUCGUUUUAUUUAGUAAAUUAUUUUAGUAUGUUUAAUGGAAAGAAGUCACCUGUUUCUUCUUACCUGUUUUUAAAUGUGACCAGCUGUGAGUCACGUGUGUGUCUUCAGGUGAGACCUCCAGCUUCUUCUUCUGUGGUUGAAACAUGGAGUUGGCGUACAUGUGUGAGUGGGAGAAACGACCAAAGAGCACUCACUGUCCGUCCAUCCCUCUGGUCUCUUCCUGGUCCUGUAGGAACCUGGUGGCCUUCACCACCGACCUGAAGAGUGAGGACGACGACAAAGAUGUUAGUCACAUGAUCCACAUCAUCGACACUGAGCACCCCUGGGACGUUUACUCCAUCAGCUCUGGGCACACUGAGGUCAUUUCAUGUCUGGAGUGGGAUCAAUCAGGUUCAAGACUGCUGUCUGCAGACGGUGACGGACAGAUUAAGUGUUGGUCGAUGUCGGAUCACCUGGUAAACAGCUGGGAGUGCGUCCUCUCCAGCUCUCUGGACGGAGAUCCAAUCGUGGCUCUGAGCUGGCUGCACAACGGAGUGAAGCUGGCUUUGCACGUUGAGAUGUCAGGUUCUACAAACUUCGGUGAGAAGUUUUCUCGGGUGAAGUUCUCUCCGUCUCUGACCCUGUUUGGUGGUAAGCCGAUGGAGGGCUGGUUGGCGGUGACCGUGAGCGGUUUGGUCACCGUGUCGUUGUUGAAGCCGGGCGGCGCUCUGUUGACGGCCAGCGAGAGUCUCUGCCGGCUGAGAGGACGGGUGGCGUUAGCCGACAUCGCCUUCACCGGAGGAGGGAACAUCGUGGUGGCGGCGACCGACGGCAGCAGCUCGUCUCCCGUCCAGUUCUACAAGGUGGUGGUGAGCGUCGUCAGCGAGAAGUGUCGCAUCGACACAGAACUGUUACCAUCUCUGUUCCUGCGCUGCACCACCGACCCUCUGAGGAGGGAAAAAUACCCGUCUGUCACCCACCUCAAGUUCCUCACCAGAGAGAACUCUGAACAGGUAACAAGCAGAAGCAGAGAGAACUCUGAACCUAUAACAGGGAGAACCAGAGAGAGCUCUGAACAGGUAACAAGGAGAACCAGAGAGAACUUUGAACUUACAACAGGGAGAACCUGGGGAACCAGUAGAACCACAGAGUUCUCUGAACAGGUAACCAGUAGAACAUCAAGAACAGACCAGAGAGGAGUUGGUCACACAGAACUAAAGAACCUGACAGAACAUCUGUGUGUGUUGCAGGUUCUGCUGUGUGCGUCCAAUCAGAACGGCAGCAUCGUGGAGUGUUGGUCUCUGAGGAAGGAGGGACUUCCUGUCAACAACAUCUUCCAGCACCGCUCACCAGUUGUCGGAGAGAAGCAGCCGACCAUCUUGAAGUGGAGGAUCCUGACGACCACCAGCGACCUGGAGCGAGUGUCGGCCGUCGCUCUGCCCAAACUCCCCAUCUCCAUCUCCAACACGGACCUGAAGGUGGCGUCAGAUACCAAGUUCUGCCCGGGACUCGGUCUGGCUCUGGCCUUCCAUGACGGCAGUAUUCAGAUCCUCCACCGUCUGUCCCUCCACACAAUGGGGAUUUUCUAUGGUUCCUCCUCCGGUCAGAGACCCGGAGACGAGUCUGCCAUCAAACGCCAGAGAACCGGAAGCCCGGCGCUCCACUUCAAGGCCCUGCAGUUCUCUUGGACUUCACUGGCACUGGCCGGAGUGGACAACCACGGGAAGCUCCAUAUGCUGAGAGUGUCGCCCUCUAUGGGUCAGGUGCUGGAGAUGAACACGACGCUGCGCCACCUGCUGUUCCUGUUGGAGUACUGCAUGGUGACGGGCUACGACUGGUGGGACGUCCUGCUGCAUGUGCAGCCCACCAUGGUCCACAACCUGGUGGAGAAGCUGCACGAGGAGUACAUGAGGCAGAACCAGGCGCUGCAGCAGGUUCUGGCCACACGUAUCGUGGCAGUGAAGGCAUCUCUCUGUAAACUCUCCACGGCUACAGCGGCUCGAGCCUGCGACUUCCACGCCAAACUUCUGCUGAUCGCCAUCAGCUCCACCUUAAAGUCUCUGCUCAGGCCGCACGUCCUCAACACACCUGACAAGAGUCCAGGUGACCGACUGACAGAGAUCUGUGCCAAGAACAUCGACACAGAUAUUGAUAAGGUGAUGAUCAAUCUGAAGACGGAGGAGUUUGUGUUGGACGGCCCCCCCCUUCAGUCCCUGCAGCAGCUCAUCCAAUGGGUUGGAGACUUUGUCCUCUACCUGCUGGCUAACCUGCCCAACCAGGGCUCCCUGGUCCGGCCUGGUUUCGGCUUCAUGAGAGACGGAUCCUCACUGGGUCUUCUGAGGGAGAUGUUGGUGAUGAUCAGGAUCUGGGGUCUUCUGAAACCAGGAUGUCUUCCAACGUUUACAGCGACCUCAGACAACCAGGACAGCAUGCAGCUGAUCUUCAGACUGCUCACCAAGCUGUGGCUCUGCUCCCGGGACGACGGACCCCCCCAGGACCCUGAUGAGACUCUGAUCGAUGAGUGCUGCCUGCUGCCCAGUCAGCUGCUGGUUCCCAGUAUGGACUGGCUCCCAGUUAAUGAUGGCGUCAUCGUCAAGCUGCAGGGUAAACACCCGCUGAGGCUGCAGUUUGGAAAAGCCUCGUCUCUUCCCGGAGCAGGUUCUACUGCCCCGAUGGAGGUCUUCACCAGGAGUCUCGGCUCUCAGAAGAUGGAUAACCUGCGUUGUGUCCAUAUGGGCGUCUGUCCCACUGAGGAGAGCAAGGCCUGCACCAGGUGCGGCUGCGUGACGAUGCUUCGUUCUCCAAACAAGACGAAUGCCAUGAAGCAGUGGGAGCAGCGCUGGAUCAAGAACUGUCUGUGUGGAGGUCUGUGGAGGAAGAUUCCUGCAACGCUCACCUGAACGCAUCACCUAUCACGUUCCUCUCCAAAUUAACCUGUAAAUAAAGUUUGUUUUGUAUUUGACUUUGUAAUAAAACUGUCAAAAUAAAAGCUUGUUUUCUUC